AUGGUGAAUGAAGGGGGUCAUCGGAGUCAGGAAGAGGGGCAGAAGAAGAAGACGGCGGUGGUUGAAGACAAGAAAGCCAGAAUCGUGACGUUCUCAAAGCGUCGUUCUGCACUUUUCAAGAAAGCCAGCGAGCUUUCUGCGAUGUGCGGUGCAGAGGUCGCCAUCAUCACCUUCUCGCCGUCCGGCAAACCCUACGCCUUCGGAAGCCCAAGCGUAGAGAAAAUCAUCAACAAGUACACUGCCGACAAUAACAUCACUGUUCCUCCACCUACUCUUACUGUUUCUGCUCAGUCUAGCAGAUUGGCUCAGCUUUACAAGGAAUAUGCUGAGUUGCAGGCUGAGCUUGAAGCUGAGGAAAGGAGAGGAGAAGAACUGAGACGAAGGAGGCCUCGUGAUUACCCAGACAUUAGCAAGAUGAACUGCGAGGAACUGGCAGAGUACAAGGCGAAGCUGGAGGAUUUCAAGCGCCGUAUGGAGGAGCACUUUGAGAAUCUGAACAAAAAUAACGCAGUUUGAUCGAUGGCUUUUGGCCAGAUCAGUUUCAGUGUUUGAGUUGUCGUUUUGCUUGUUAUGUCUGAUCUGAUCUGGCCCUUUGAGGUCCAUGCUUAAGUUUGCUGUUUGCUUCUCAAAAUAAUCUCUUGUACUUGCAAAAGAUGUGCGCAAGAGACUGGAAAUGAAUAAAAUAA
This is a messenger RNA of Prosopis cineraria, 686 nucleotides long. Its product is annotated as agamous-like MADS-box protein AGL61. The record is from RefSeq and is a predicted model, not a curated record. The coding region runs from base 1 to 516 and encodes 171 amino acids. NCBI's taxonomy places the organism in Eukaryota, Viridiplantae, Streptophyta, Magnoliopsida, Fabales, Fabaceae. Gene Ontology annotation, molecular function: DNA-binding transcription factor activity, RNA polymerase II-specific; RNA polymerase II cis-regulatory region sequence-specific DNA binding; protein dimerization activity. Gene Ontology annotation, biological process: regulation of transcription by RNA polymerase II. The transcript has a single exon.